AUGGCGACAUCUCUGACGAACGGUACGGCCAACGGGACCACAAACGGCGACUCCUCGGUUGCUCCCGUCAGCACCCGCUUUUCCGACAUCCCUUCGGCCAUCGAUAUUCCCGUUCAGGGUGACCAGGAAGACGAGGCCGUCGAGAUCGACCUCGAGGACCUUUUGGACGAUCCUACCGAGCUUUGCACUCUCUUCGAAAACGAACAUGCGGCCAAGACAUACUGGAUGACCGUUGCGCUGGCAUACGCGAAACAGCGCAAGAUUGACCAUGCCAUCGAAAUGCUCAUCCGCGGGACCAGUUCCAUCAGCAACAGCAGCAACCCGCGCGACAAGGUUAGCAUUGUUUGCUGCCUGUGCUGGAUGUAUCUCUGGAAAAGCCGAGAAGCACCUCGAGUUGCGCCAGACGGCAUACGAGUGUCCGAGGCCAAGACCAAGGAAUACUACCUUCAGCUUGCCACGUCCUCGCUCAACGACGCCGCGCGACUCAACCCUUCCUUCCCGCCCAUCUUUCUCGCCCGAGGCGUCCUGCUCCUCCUGAGAGCUUCCCUGCAAGCGCCGGCCAAGACCGCGGGCGGCAUCGGGACGGAAAAGCACGAGCUCCUUAAGACGGCCGUCAAGUCUUUUGAUGACGCCCUUCGAGUCUCUCAAGGGAAGAACAUGCUGGCUCUCAUGGGCAAGGCUCGUGCAUUCUUCUCCAUGCACAAGUAUCCUGAUGCCUUGACUGCCUACCAGGAUGUGCUCCAGAAGAUGCCCGACCUGGUUGACCCAGACCCUCGAAUCGGCAUCGGCUGUUGCCUCUGGCAGCUAGGCUUCAAGCAGGACGCCAAGGUCGCGUGGGAGCGGUGUCUGGAGAUCAACCCCGACUCGAAAAUUGCCAACAUCCUCUUGGGCCUUCUCUACCUCGACGCCAGCGGUCAUGUGCCCGUCAACAGCGACGACUUCUUGAGGCUUUACAAGAGGGCCAUGACCGAGUACACUCAAAAGUCGUUCAAGCUGGACAAGGACCUCCCUCUUACUUGCUCCACCUUCUCCAGCUACUUCCUCUCGCGCAAAGCUUGGGAUCACGCAGAGAAGCUAGCGCACAAGGCCAUUCAGUACACAGACGUCAACGCCAUUGCGAGCGAUGGUUGGUAUCUGCUCGCGCGAAAGGCACACUACCACGGCGAUCUUGAGAAAGCCAGUGACUAUUACCGGCGUGCGGAUGACGCGCGGGGAGGCACAGAUACCGGCUACUUGCCCGCCAAAUUCGGCGUGGCCCAGCUGUCUGUCCUGAAGAAUGACCUGGGUGAGGCGAAGCUUCGGCUGGAGAAGAUGAUUCAACAGUCCAAGAACCACGAGGCCAUGAUCCUCCUCGGAACCCUUUACGCAGAGGAGAUCUUUGCCAGCCAAAAAAGUGACAGCAAAGAGGACAAGUCGACUGAAAUCAAGAAGGCCAUUGCUCUUCUGGAGGGGGUCCGGAGCGCUUGGAAGGACCCGAAGAAAGCACUCUCCCCCGACUCUUCUGUUUUGCUGAAUCUGGCACGAUUAUACGAAACCGAUAACCCGGACAAGGCCCUCCAGUGUCUCCAGCAGGUGGAGCAGCUCGAGCUGGACCAGCUCCUGAACAAUAUUGGCUGCUUCCAUGCUCAGGCAGAAAAGCACGAGUUGGCGAGCGACAUGUUCGAGGCUGCACUGGGCGCUUGCAUGAGAAUCGGCGAGAAAGACGCAGAGAUGGACACGGACGCCUUGGUCUCCACCAUCAGCUUCAACCUGGGGAGAAGUUACGAGUCCAGGGGCUUGACAGACAAGGCAGUGGAGGUGUACGAGGGACUGCUAGCUCGCCACGACGACUACACCGAUGCCCACACAAGGCUUGCAUACAUCAAGCUGAGGAAGAAUCCAAACAAAGAGGGCCCAGAUGCUGUCGCCAAGCUGUACCAAGGAAACACGGGCGAUUUAGAAGUUCGAGCACUCUAUGGCUGGUACCUUGGAAAGGUCCACUCUAGGAAACGGCCCGCCAACGUCACUGAGGACCACGAGUUCCGCCAUUACAAGCACACGCUGCAGAAUCACGACAAGCAUGACCGGUACGCCCUGGUCGGCAUGGGAAACCUUUACCUCAUGCAGGCGAGGGAGAUGCGGCGCGAGUCCGACUCGGAAAAGCAGAAGCGAAGUGCCAUCUAUUGCAAGGCCGUCGAGUUCUUUGAAAAGGCCCUCUCUUUGGAUCCCAAAAACGCCUAUGCGGCACAGGGCAUCGCCAUUGCGUUGGUCGAGGACAAAAAGGAUUUGAAGACGGCCCUACCCAUCUUCAACAAGGUCCGGGAGACGCUUCGGGACUCGCACCUCUUUGUCAACCUCGGUCACAUAUAUUCCGAGCUCAAGCAACACUCAAAAGCAAUCGAGCACUACGAAGCUGCACUCUCCAAGGACGGCAAGUCCAGCGAUCCCGUCAUUCUCUCUUGCCUGGGUCGGACUUGGCUCAAUAAGGGGCGCGCGGAGCGGGACAUUGAGGCCUACAGCAAGUCCUUGGAGUGCGCCGAAAAGGCUCUCGAGGUCGCCCCCGACCAGGUACACUACAAGUUCAAUGUGGCUUUUGUACAGAUUCAGCUCGUCACCACGAUCCAGGGACUAUCGGAGAACAGACGGACGUCGGAACAGCUUGCAAAGGCCGCAGAAGGACUAGAGGCGGCCAUCGAAUCUCUGGACAAGAUAGCGGCCCUUCCCCAAACCCCAUAUCCCAAACACGACGUGGAGCAGCGCGCCAACAUGGCCCGCAACACACUGCGGAAGCAACUCGAGAGAGCCAUCGGAAAGCAAAAGGAAUGGGAGGAGAUGAACAAGGAGAAAAUCCAGGCUGCUCGGGAGCAGCGAGAGGCUGAGCUCAGGCGGCGCGAGACCGAGCGCGAGGCAGUGUUGGCAAAGGAACGCGAGCGUCAGGAAAAGAUCAAGAAAGAUCGAGAGAAGAUUGCUGCCGACGACAGGGCGUUGGCGGAACGGCGGGCGGAGAAGGAGCGCGCUCGCAUAGAGGCCGAGAUGACGAAUGACGAGGAGACGGGUGAGAAGGUGAAGCGCAAGCGCAAACCCGCCUCGCGCGCGACGGGCGAGGGCAAGCCGAGGAAAGCGCCCAAGAAGAAGAAGGAGGGCGAAGGAGACGACAAUGACUCUCUGGAAGAGUCGCGCGGCAAGAAGAGACGCCGCCUCACCAAGAAGGAGUCGAGCAAGUUCAAGUCGGAAGCGCUUGUGGUCGAUAGCGACGCCGAGGACGAUGACGACGACGAGCUCGAGCGAGCCGAACGCAAUAUCGAAGGCAACUCAUCUCCGCGCUCGGGGGCCGACGACGAUGGCGGUAGCGCCGGCGACAAAAUGGAUGUCGACGACGAGGACCCCGAGCACAACAACGGAGACGACAAGGACGGCCGCGAUGGAGAGGACGAGGACGCCCCGCGGCAGCCGCACAAAAGGGCCCGCCGGGGACAGGUGGUGGUCAGCGACGACGACGACGAAGGGGACGGAGCCAACAACCAGAACGCCUUGUCGGGCGACGAGGGAGACGAGGACUAA
Messenger RNA from Hirsutella rhossiliensis, 3540 nucleotides. RefSeq names its product tetratricopeptide repeat domain-containing protein. Bases 1 to 3540 code for a protein of 1179 amino acids. Gene Ontology annotation, molecular function: RNA polymerase II complex binding. The record is from RefSeq and is a predicted model, not a curated record. Gene Ontology annotation, biological process: regulation of DNA-templated transcription. Lineage: Eukaryota; Fungi; Ascomycota; Sordariomycetes; Hypocreales; Ophiocordycipitaceae. The transcript is spliced from 3 exons. Gene Ontology annotation, cellular component: Cdc73/Paf1 complex.